This is a messenger RNA of Geosmithia morbida, 1356 nucleotides long. RefSeq lists its product as uncharacterized. Bases 1 to 1356 code for a protein of 451 amino acids. Gene Ontology annotation, biological process: DNA-templated transcription initiation. Gene Ontology annotation, cellular component: RNA polymerase I complex. NCBI's taxonomy places the organism in Eukaryota, Fungi, Ascomycota, Sordariomycetes, Hypocreales, Bionectriaceae. The transcript has a single exon. The record is from RefSeq and is a predicted model, not a curated record.
AUGGCGCCCAUCAACUCGACGGAGCCGGUGCGGGAAAAGCACAGCAAGAAAGAGAAGAAGGACAAGAAACGUGCUCGCGACGAAGAGGCGGCUGCCGAUGUGGAACACCGCAAACACAAAAAGUCCAAGAGCGAGGCAGGAACUGUCACCGGGGGUGAGCAAGACGAGGCUAAAGCUCUGAGGAAGAGCAAGAAGAGCAAGAAGAUCAGGGACAACAACGGCUCUGACGGAGAGGCUGCAGAGAAGAAGGACAAGAAGAAGAGCAAGAAGAGCAAGAAAGAGGAAGACAUCGAGGAUGCCACUGCCAAUCUGAAGCAAGAUGCUGCGAAAGAGUCGAGUCCACAAAAAAAGUCCAAGAGCGGCAAAAAGUCCGCCAAGGCCGAGCCCAAUCCCAAAGCAGAGGAAGAACAGGCCGUCGACGCCAUGGACAUUGACGACACGACAACCUCAACAUUCAAGACGACGUCCGGCAAGAUCCACCAACCCUCGGACACUCCCUCUACUCCCCAGUUCCCAUUCUUCCACCAGACCAUCUCCCUCUACGAGCCCAUCUACCCUAAUGGGUGGGCCAAGCCCAUCACGGGAUGCGAGUCGCAGCACCUCCGACACCUGCGGGACCGAUACGUGCCGUCGAUGCGCGGCGUGCUCCUCGACUACGAAAAGGUGACGCUGGGGCAGAAGCCUGGACGUGCGGGGGCUGCCGCAGACGAUGAGUCGCCCGCCAUGGUGCGCAGUCGGGCCGAGUUUGGCGGAGCAUUCGGGUGGAUCACGGCCGAUGUGAAGCUGUUUGUUCCGUCGCGGGGCGCGUGGAUGGAGGGCGUGAUCAACCUCCAGACCGAGGGACACAUUGGCGUUGUAUGUUUCGGCAAAUUCAACGCUUCCAUCGAGGCGCGUCGCCUCCCCGCCUCGUGGCGCUGGGUGCCCAACGACGACGACAGCGCUGCGGCCCCCGACGACGGGGCCUCCGUCUUCACCGGUGCCGACGAGCACGGUGUUGUUCGCCAGAUCCACAGCACGGGCUACUGGGUCGAUGCUGAUGGCGAGAAGGCCCGUGGACGCGUGCGCUUCCGCAUCCGCAAUUUCGACGUCGGCGUCAGCGGCGACUCGACCUACCUCAGUCUCCAGGGCACUAUGCUCAACAAGCUGGACGAGGGGAAGCUGGUCGCCACCGAGGCUCGUGAAGCACAGGAGCGCAAGGCUAGGAAGGGUGGGCGUUGGCGUGAAAGGAGAGUCGUUCCCGACUUUAGUAUGACACGCUUUGCUACGGCCGAUGAGGACGAGGAGCCGCAGGCUACCGAGCCGCAGCUGCAGCAGGUUUCCGAGGAGGUCAUGGCCGCAGAGGUUGGCAUUGUCUAG